Messenger RNA from Lytechinus variegatus (green sea urchin), 5536 nucleotides. RefSeq lists its product as uncharacterized. The record is from RefSeq and is a predicted model, not a curated record. Gene Ontology annotation, molecular function: DNA-binding transcription factor activity; zinc ion binding; cysteine-type peptidase activity. The transcript has 19 exons. NCBI's taxonomy places the organism in Eukaryota, Metazoa, Echinodermata, Echinoidea, Temnopleuroida, Toxopneustidae. Bases 121 to 3732 code for a protein of 1203 amino acids. Gene Ontology annotation, biological process: proteolysis.
UGGAACAACUAGCGGGCUGCGCACGUCACUGUAUUAUCUAUGUUAGUUCCGCCCCUUAUGAAUAUUAAUAAGCUCGCGCACCCGCGCGAAAAUUAAGCAAAUCUUCAUUUCGCGAUUUCGAUGUCGUGUACAAUGUACUCGGAUUCGAUGGCUGCCUCCAGUUCGAUGGCUGCCUCCACCUGGACUGAAGUAUGGACUCCAGUCCAUGAGCCCGGGGGAUGCGACGCCGGGGAAGAAAACCUCAGAGGAUGGGUGAGCACCAAGGAGGAGGCUGAGGACGUGAGACAGCAAUGGCAGGUUGCCAAUUCGAUAACUUUUGUAGGUGACCGAAAAGGAGUGGGAUUCGGGAAUGGAAUUCUCCACUUGCAGAACUCGGAUGGUGGGCUGAUUCAUAUGCCUAAGGUUCGGUUUUCUGACAUAGGAGACAAGGUUGUGUCUGCUGAUGGUGUUCCCUUUGCCAUCGUUUCUCGAUACAGCCUCCGCUGCAUGUAUGGGAAGGAUAAAAAUCAAGCUGCUAAAAGAAGAAAUGAAGAGUUGGCAGAAAAAGCACUGAAGGAAGACCAUCCUCUGCCCAGAAAGAGAAGAUACAGACGUCUGCAGGGUUCAAAGAAAAAGGGCUGUCCUGCAGUGAUAGAAAUGAAGGAAGUCAUUCGUUUCACAGACUAUGAUACUAACAAUGACUCUGGGAUGUCAAGGAGAGCCAUAUCGGACCAUAUUCGUCUAGCUCUAAAAAAUGGGGAGAAGUUCAAUUUUGAGCAUAGGAUUUACAUCCGGCUACCCAGCAAAGCUGAUCAUCAGAGUGUGCAUUCACUUGGAAAGGUGAUGGGGUUCAUGAACCCACUGAACAGGACAGUGUCAGCUAAACUCAUGGAGCUUGUUGGUGAUGGUGUUGUUAACGUCAGUGAGAUGAAGCGGCACCUAAGAGCCCAUCUUCACACUGUUCUCUUCCCGGAUGUUGAGAAAAGGCCAUCUGUUAUGGACACCGCAUAUUAUCCAUCCGAUAAUACCAUUCGGCAGCAUAUAUAUGCUGCCAGAAUGCAGCUAAGAUACUCAAAGCUGGACCAGCCAAACCUCCAGCAGAUGGUUGUGGAGUGGAAGAAGCAGAAUCCGGAAGAUCGGUUCACUUUACAGCUUGCCUCUGCUGACCCCUCUCCCAUCCCACAAUAUGAGACAAUCCCCAAUGAAGAAGAAGAAGCUGUCCCCAUCAAUUCUGCCCCCAAUGAGUUUUUCUUUUGCCACCAGACACAACAUCAGAGGCAUCUUCUGCAGAGGUAUGGCAACGACCUAUGCCUACUUGAUGCCACUUACAGAACGACCAAAUAUGCUCUGCCUCUCUUUUUCUUAGCCGUGAAGACAAAUGUUGGAUACAGUGUUGUGGCUGAGUUUGUGGUACAAUACGAGACAAAGGAUGCUAUUAAGCAAGGACUGCAGACAAUACAAGAUUGGAUGAAGAGGGAGAAAAUGACCUGGAAACCGAAAUAUUUCAUGACUGAUUUCUGUGAAAGAGAAAUUCAAGCCAUUGAAGAAACCUUCCCUGGUACUCGGGUCUUCCUGUGUGACUUCCAUAGAGAGCAGGCUUGGGGUCGGUGGACCAGCAAGAAAGAUAACUGUGCUGCUGUGUACCAUGACACCGUCUUGGCCAUGCUCAGAAGAUGCGCUCAUGCCCCAACUGAGCGUGAAUACAAGGAUGCACUGACCCAUCUGCAACAAUCUGAAGCCUGGAAAAAGAAUGGGAAGCUUCAGCGCUGGUUUACCAAGACCUGGCUGCCCCAUUGCAUGCGCUGGGCAUGGGCUUUUAGAUACCAAGAAAAUCUUCUGGCCUACACCAACAAUGGGCUGGAGCGGCAAAAUAAAGUGUUCAAGCACACCUAUCUUGAACAGAAAAAAAGCAGCAACCUCUCAGGAAUGGUGGAUGCACUCAUUUCCAGCUACAUUCCAUCCAUGACACAGAAGUACAUUAUGAAAAAUGUCAAAGCAAACACCAAGUAUGGACGGGCAUAUGGCCCUGAUGUUCCAAGCUUUCUCUGGAACAGACCCCCCAAUUUUGUGAUCCACUGCAUGGAGAAGCUUGAAGGAUCUUAUGCAAUAUCGCAAGCAGAUAUUCAAGAAGUUUCCUCAAACACAUUCAAGGUGCGAAGUGAAAGUGCUCAAGGCCGUUGUGCAUACUUGGUGAAACUAAAUGCACAGGAGUCCCCAGAGUGCGAAUGUCUCUCAUGGAAAAAGUCGAAGCUUCCGUGUAAGCACAUUUUUGGGGUAAUAAAUUGCAUGGAGGGUUUGUCUUGGGAGAGUCUUCCAGCAGCCUACCGCAACUCCCCAUUUCAUACACUGGACGAGGAUGUUUGCAUGUUUCCAGACGAAGGAGAGGAUGUUCCACCUAAUUUCCAGGAAAGUGAUGACCAAGAUAUGCAGCUGCUUCCAAUAGCAUCAGCAGCGAGCAGUGCAACGAAAGCUGCAGCUGGCUGCCGUGAGAAGCUAGCUCUCAUCAAAGAGUUAACAUAUCUCUCCAAUGACAGGCUAGUGCUUGAGGAGGUAAUGCUGCAGCUAGAAUCAACAUUGGCCUACAUGCGACAGAAUGGAAGUCGUCAAGAAGGCGUACUCCUUAACGAAAAUACAGCUACAGGCAAUUCAAAGAAACUGCUUCGAGGGACUUUGUCCAAUUCCAGGUCUGAGGCAUCACUUCCUCUUCGUAAAAAGAAACGUGUGCGGUUUACCGAAGCAACAAAACAAUAUGACGGGAAGAGGAGGAGGUUGAACAGAGGUAAUUCACAAAAGCUUCCUCUUGGGACAUUGGACGUACUUGAUCAUCAUGAGCCAACAGAACAAAAGAAAAAGCAGAAGGCAACCUGUAGACGAACAAAGAUGACCCUUAAUGCUGAUUUGUCCAGACAGAUUCUUCCAGAAUUACAAGGACUUACCCAAACACCAUUGCCUUUAUCUCAUGAAGAUGCUAGAUGGCAUGUAUGUGGAGAGAGCCUUGAACUACGAGAUUUUAAAUCUCUCCAGUAUCCGUCAUGGAUAAAUGACAAGAUUAUCAAUGCCUAUUUAAAGACUCUUCAAAGAGAAAAUAACAAAAACAAUGUAGAUCACCUGUACACAAUUCCAUCAUAUGCCGCAGUUCACUGGGAAAGAAAUCACUUUGAUUCUUGGAUGUUCAAAGCUGUCAACAUGGAGAAGUAUUCCUGGCUUUUUCUCCCCAUCGUUGUAAACAGGAACCACUGGGUUCUGCUGGUAGCUGAAAUAAUGAAAGGUGAGGUGUCCAUCCUUGAUUCCCUGUCAAACAAGGCAACGAAGAACUUCUACUUUGAAAAGUUCAGAUGUUACAUGGAGAAGAGGGCCAGCGUAACAGGGGACCUAGUUGAGAAGCAAUGGACCCUUGGGAGUCUCCAAUCAGCCAGUCAAGUGGAUGGUCAUUCAUGUGGAGCAUUCGUAAUGAUGAAUGCACUUGCCAUAGUGAAGGGCUUCAAACCUCGUUCCAUUGCACCAAACCCCUGCGCAAUGCGCAUCUUCGUGCAGAAUAAGCUUUUAGAGCAUGCUGUCAGCCCGAAGGACCAAGAGAAGAUCUGCGACAUGCUCACAUGCAAGUUCGCGUCUUCUCAAAGAGGAAAGUACAAGCCAUGGGUAUGUUGUGAUGUCUGUGGUAAAUGGAUGCACCAGGAAUGCGUAUCACUGACAUCUCCCAUCAAAGAGAGGAAAGACUUUAUCUGCCCUAUCUGUACAGCACAGUAUGAGUAGCUACAUCUUACAAUGUGUUAACAGGACUCAUAGUAAAGCAAACAUUUUUGUGUUGUGUCUAUGAAAGUUCAGUGAAGCACUUAUAUUCCAAAGUCUUUAUGUCCAUCAUUCUUUUGAAUUUUUCGUUCACCCUUUUUUCAGAAAGCCCUUACUUCAGUUCCUUCGUGUCAUAGGAGAUUUCUUACCAAGGUCAAAGGUGAUUUUUAGGUCACAUUGCAGAAGCUUGUCAAAAUUUUAGUUCACCUUUUUCAAAUUGCACUAACUGGAACAUUUGAAAACCACUUAAAACCAAAUUUCGCACAAAAUGAUUGAGGGGUCCCUUCAUGUUUUGAUUAGAUGUGAGGUUACCUAUUUUAUUUAAUUUUAGUUAUGUUUGAUGAAAAAAUUCUAGUUAUUUUUUAUUUCAAACACAUUCAACACAUUAUUAGUUGUCAUGGGAACAGCUGUUUGACUUUCAGCUAUAAGGUGAAGAUAUGAACUGCAGCUCAAGAUCUAGAUUCUGGUAUUGGUUUUGUUUCCCCUAAAUCAAUUUUGGUGGGAAACAAAUUUUAUAUAAUUUAAGUUUUCAUGUAUUUUUUUUGUUUUUGUUUAACUAUAGGUGUACAAUAGGGCUGCACAAUAUUGCAUAUUUGGGUAUUCGAUUAUCACCAGCCGUAAUAUCAUGAUAAGGCAAUUUAUCAUCCCCCAUAAGUAAUUGUCAAACAAUGUUCACAUGCCAUAUUAUUUACUGCUUAGGCUAGCAUACAGACAUCAUUCAUUGGAAGGGGGACACUUUUAUGACCCUUUCCCUGGACCCUGUUGAGCUGGAUUAGGGAUGUCUUGGUUUUAUGACUUGCUGUCACAGAUUCAUUGUAAUAUGGGCUAGUUUUGAUGUCUGAAACAAGUAAAAUCUCCAUUUUUACAAUAGGGCGAGUGGUGAUAUGUCGUCUACCCAUUAUUGUCUAUUCAUUGAAGUUUCAAUGUCACAAUAUUAUAAUGUUAUCAUCAUAUCUUGCAGUCCUAGAGUACAAAUUUCAAAAAUGGCUCUACAGACAUGGAUCAUCUCAAAAUAGAUAUAAUUGCCAAGUAUGAAGCCAAUUAGAUAAAGCUGAGAAAUCUGUAUUCUAUCGUUGAAAAUGGUACUUUUUAUGUGAAUAGGAUUGAUUGCAAUUUUUUUUUCAUCUUGAUUGUCAUAUGCAGUAAUGGACAUAUUUUGGCUACUGUGCUAAUUUGCUGUACAAGAACAUACUAUAUCUUGGGUGUUCUGUUUACCUACUUGGACACGCAAGCUUUUCUUCACCUUAAUUGUCUAAGUGUGCAGUAUUCUAAUCUGAUGUCAAAAUGGCAAAACCCAGAGAAAAAAGAGUGGAAAGAGAUUUUUGUGAUUUUCCAUGCUUUCCAAUGUAGUUUUCCUUGCCUAUUCUGUAUUAGAUGUAUUUUGUGUGUGUGUGUUAUUUAUUACUUAUUUAUUUAGUUCACAUAUUCUCUCAGGGUGGUCUGUUCAGUACAUAAAAACUGGUCUUCCUCAGAGCCAUGGCAUAAAAUCAAACAAGAAAAUACAUAUUUACAUAUAUUUGUGUAAUGUGUGUGUAUGUUAGUUGCCUCAAAUGGUAUGUAACUUGAUAAUGUUGUAUUUCUUUAGUGGUAUAGGGCUAUGUAUGCAAAAUAUUACAUUCAUCUUGCUGGAUAUUUUGUGUAUUCCACUCAAGAGCAUGCAACAUUAUUUUGUUACUUAUGAUAGUAAUAAUAAUGAUUGUACAUGCUUAUGUAGCACUUAACACCGUAAGAAAAAGACAACUGCAGUGUGUUUGGCAUACCAUGAGAA